AUGGGGCUGCUCCUUAACCGCCUGCUCGGAUUCCGGAAAGUGCUGGACUCCGACGGACCGGACGGUCCGGCUGGUCCGGAAGGACCCAGGACCCUUUCGGCCUCGUCGCCGCUGUGUGGAGGUGCGACUCCCCUCACCGCACCGCACGGUGUCCUGCAGACGCCCAACUUCCCGGGCCGGUUCACGGUGCCGCUCAGCUGCAGCUGGAUCAUUGACGCGUCGGCGCUCGUCGGCGGGAACGUGUCCAUCGUGGUGUACCUCACGCAGCAGUACGUCCUCGGAGGGCUGCGUUUUACCGAGUACAUGUACUACAGCGACGACUACAAGGUGCCGAGUAUGAACGUGUACGAGCUGGGCGAGGACGACGCGACGCGCGUCCCGUGGAUACGCUUCCAGAGUCCGUACCUGGAGGUGCGCUUCACCAUGGACAGCCUGUACGGGACACACCUGCGGGCCCUCGAUCGGCUGCUGGACGUGUACGGGUUCAACAUCACGUACGAGGUGGACACGCUGAAGACGCGCACCUGCAACGCGCUGUACUGUCGCUUCCUGGGCAACUGCUACGCCAAGCACGACUUCUCGUCGUAUUACUGUGACUGUUACCCGGGGUACGGUGGUCCCGACUGUGGCGACGGACCGCUGUGCAAGGAUCCGACCGUCUGCGAAAAUGGUGGCACGUGCAAGCAUCUCGGUGACAACACCAUCGUCUGUCUCUGCCCGCCCGGCUUCAAGGGUCACAGGUGCGAAGUCAGCGAGUACGACGAGAUCACAGGAUGCAAUCUGGAUAAGGAUGGUGAGGACUGCUUUCGACAGUGCAUCGCUGCGGCCGGUGACAGCCAGGACGUGUGCCGGUGUGACCAGAGCAUCUCAUCAUCCAACCGUGGCCGGGCCAAGUACGAGCUGUCGGUGCGGCUCGCGAACGCAUCCCACUUCGAGCUGAACGGCGAGAACGGCGAGUAUCAGCUGAACGAGUACACGGUGGCCGUGCUCGAGAAGCAGAUCAACCGAUUUCUCCGGAAUUUCAAUCUAUCCAAAAUUAACGACCUGGAAGUGUUUACGGGCAGGUAAGUGUCCUCCUUUAAUGGCCAGGGCAAUCCCACACCGGUGACGACGGUGACGACGUCGACGACCAACGCAAGCAAUGGCAAGCCGGCGACGGGGACGAAGAAUGGUGCCACCGGAACUGGCGUGGAGGUUAUGUUUCAAUUUUUCGGCCCCAAGGUGGACUCGGCCCGAGUGCGGGAAGCGAUGGAGAAGAUGACGGAGCGGGGCCGCAUCGGUAACAUCAGUCUUGUGCCCGGCACGAAGCUGUCCUUCCGCCAGUCGGUCGGGUUGCUGUUGCAGUCGGUGGUCAUCAAUCAAAAGGGACCGGUGCGGGAGAACACCGAGUUCAUACUGUCCUGCGUGGCGCAGGGCUCAUCAACGAUGUCCUUCCGGUGGUACAAGAACGGUUUCUUCGUGAACGUGACCAAAGCAACAAGAAACAUGUGGACCCGGCUGCUGCCGCUCGACUCCAAGGAUCACUACACCGCGCUGCUGAGCAUUGGCCGGGCGAACCGGCUCGACGGGGGCAUUUACACCUGUCAGGUGUCCGAUAUGAGCAUCCAGCAGUGUCGCUCGACGAAGGUGCAGAUCCUGGAGGCGCCCCAGCUGCGCGUCGAUCCACCGAGCGCCACCGUCUUCCGGGGCGAAUCGCUGCUGAUCCGCUGCCUGUCGCUGCAGGACACUGACCGCCGUGCCGGAAGCCUCGGGUACAGCUGGACGAAGAACGGCGCCCUGUUCCAGUCGGACCCGGCCCAGGAGCUGUGGGAGGACCUGUACCCGGACGGGAGCAUCCUGAAGGUGCACAACCUGCAGAAAUCCGUCGUGUACACCUGCAUCGUGUCGAACUCGGUGGCGCCCGUGUCACGGAGCGUCCACGUGACGGUCGUGGAACCGGGCACCGUCACGCUGUGUCCACCGGGCGCCGACUACGGCGUCAGCUGGCCGGCCAGUGCCAGCGGGCCGGCCGUGCUGGCCGACUGCCCGCAGCGGGCCACCGGGCUGGCGAGCCGGAUCUGCGAGCAGCGCGACUUCGGGCGGCCCGAGUGGCUGGUGCCGGACUUCUCCGACUGCGUACCGGAAGCGGUGCACCAGAUCAGCGACGAGUUCCGAGGCCUAACCUACGGGCUGCAGAAAACCAACGGUUCGAGUGUGCUGCAGUCGUGCCUGAAAUACGCAACGAGCCACCACCGGACGCUGCUGCCCGGCGAAGGUGGCUUCCUGCUGGGGCUGCUCUACGAGGUGUUUAGCUACAUCGAGACGACCGGAACGCGCCACGAGCAGGAAAUCGCGUCGGACAUCAUCCUGCGCAUCGUCGACCUCAUCAUGCAGAACAAGGUGUCCCUCAACAGUCAACAGCAAAUCAAGCAGCUGCAGGAGCUGGUGCAGGCGGCCGCCCUCAACCACGAGACGACGAUGGCGGCCCCGAUCUCAUCCUCGUCGUCCUCGGCCCUGCCCGCCGGUCAGCCUGGCCUAGCCGGGCAAUCCGGCAAGCACCCGACGUCGGGCGGAACCGCGACCCACCAGCUCAACUCGUUCUAUCUCUACACGGAGACGGUCAAAGGGCUGCCGUUUAAUUUGCAAAUUUACGGCGAUCAGCUCUACUCGGACCAGCUGUACAUGGAAAUGGACCGUUCCGGUUCGCUGCAGGAGAUCGUGGCGAACGGGACCGUCCUGGUGACGGUCAUAUCGUACAAAAAUCUCACCAGCUUCCUGCCCCGAUUUUACUUCGCCAAAAACAGCUUCGGCACGGACAUCGACUACAUUCCGGCGUCGAAAAUCAUCUCCAGCUGGCUGUACUACGCGAACCGGACCGGCAGCGAGGCGAACCAACCGCUGCACGUACCGCUGGAGGCGGCUCACGUGGAAAUCAUCUUCCAGCACGAACAUUCGCCCACCAGCGAAUGGAUUCCGCUGUGCGGCUACGAUGCCAAGGCAACGUUCGAGCCAACGUGGCGCACCGAUCUCUGCAUCACCGAGAACCUGCUGGAGAACAUUACGCGCUGCAUCUGCCCAUUAUCGGGCACGUUCGUGGUGCUGCUGGCGAAGAAGAACUACAACCCGUCGGUCCCGAAAGUGCCCACGCGACCCAUCUUCGUCGUCGUCAGCUGCGGUUGCUGUUUCCUGCAGUCCUGUGCCGCGUUCGCCGUCAUGCUGCCGAUCCUGUACCAGCGCCGGUGCUGUGUGACCUUCCUGAAAAUGCAAUUCUGCUCCGCCACCUCGAUGGCGAUGGCAAUUUUCGUGCUCGGACUGCUGCAACUAUUCCCACCGGAAUGGUAUGCACUGGUGAUGGCCCUCCUGUCCGGGUUUCUGCUGCUCGGUACCUCGACCCUGGUGGCGAUCACCGUCCUGGUGACGACGGAGCUGCACGGCCCCCGCAAACUGGUGGCCGCCACCAACCUGGCCACCGGCAUCAGCGGCAGCAUCGGGCUCAGCUGGUUCCUGCCGCUGCUGUGUGCCACCUCGACGCCGCUCUUCUACAACGUGAUGCUGGAGUCGCCGGCCCAAUGGUGGCACGAGACCGGCUCGUUCGGCUUCGUCCUGUUCGUCAUCAUCGAGGCCCUCUUCACUGCGCUGUUCGUGCUGCUCUUCCUCACCCUCAUCCGGCGGCUGCUGUACCUGGCCCGGAAACACGACAAGCACAACACCUCCAUCCUGCGAAGGAUCGGCCUGCUGUACCGGACCGGGCUGCUGUUCGUGUCGAACGUACUGUGCCACACGUUCUACCUGGUGUACGUCAACACCGACGGGCUACCGUCCGCGGGAUACCUGCUGAGCGGCAACAGCAUCGCACUGGGUUUUUGUAUAUUAUUCAGCUUCAUCGUGAAGGCGGAACUGAAGCACGACUCGACCGAGUCCAUCAGUAGCAAAUCUAGCACCAAAAAUAGUUUAGACGAAAACUUUUGCUCGGGAUCAAUCAAUAGUCCACUAAGUUUUUAUACAAAUCAGGAAUUAGAUAAGGAUAACGAAUGCCCACCGUCGGCGGCGGGUAAGACAACGAAAAUUCCUCUGACAAUACUGUCGUCGCAGCAGCAGCAGCAGCAACAACCUCACCACCAACAACAGCAGCAGCAGCAGCAGCAACCUUCUCACAUGACCACCAUCGAGCCGCGUCUGCUCGUGGACGGCCUGGAAGGGCACAACAUGGACACUGGGUUUCUGGGCGCGCACGGGUCGACGGGAGCUCCCACCAUCUGCCAGCAGCUGGUCACACACGAGACGGCCCUCGCGCUGGCAGCGUCCUCUCACGGGGCGAUCUGCAACUACACGACCAUCACGGGUCCUGCGUACGGCAGCGCUUGCUACGAUCUGGCCGGCAACCUUCUCUCGGCAACGGUUCUCCCCGGGGGGACCACGACCACCAGCGGCGUUGCCGGUAGCGCCGCCGGACCACAGGCGACCGCGCUGAUCACGAUCGAAACCAGUCCCGGCAUCGUGAUAGCGACGGGGCCACCACCGGGCCCCAGUCUGGGCUCGGGUAGCAACGGUGGCGGUGGUGGUGCCGGACAGCCCGCCAGCGUUAGCAUCGAGUGGCAUCCGCAAGCGGUUGGACCACCGCAACACUCGCACGCCUGUGGCCACCGGCCCGAACCUCUGCCGGCCACGGUCAGUUUCCUGCCAGCGCUGGCUACGACCGAUGGGGCCGAUUUCGUUGGCGUCGCUGCACUCGACAUCCUGCAGGGAGUCGGUCAAGACAGCAUCGUCGGGAUCCGGAGCAAGGCGCUCGAAGUGAACGACGCCGCCGCCAAGAAGGUAGUUACCGUAAUCGAAUCCCCGUGCCUGAUGGGACCGGUGAGUAGCUCGCCGCAAACGCGGAUUGGCAAGCCAAUCACGGCAACACCAUCAGCAUCACCGACGGUCCUGCCGUACUACUCGGAGCAAUCCGGCCCGCCGAUCAUUACCGUCACAACGACGACGGCGACAACGAUGGCGGUGGCGACGACGGCCACGCAGGCGGCAGACGAUCCGACACGGAUCGACGGUUCGAUGUUGGACCGCAUCUCGCACGACCUGGACUAUCUGCUGAACCGUACCACGGGCGAAGGACCGGCGGCGGCGCCGCCGCCACCACCGUCCACCAUCGUUCCGAUUCUGCUCCGGCCAACGUCAAGCUCCGGUAGCGGCGUGACGAGUGCAACGACCGGAACCAACACAUUGCCGACAACAGCCGGCCACCACCAGGCACCGUUGGGCUCCACUAGUGCACCACCACCACCAGCGCCCACUUGCCACGGUGUUCACGAAGUAAUUAUCGAAGAGUCGGAAGAGCUAGAUAGCUAA
Messenger RNA from Anopheles cruzii, 5322 nucleotides. RefSeq lists its product as uncharacterized. Gene Ontology annotation, cellular component: membrane. NCBI's taxonomy places the organism in Eukaryota, Metazoa, Arthropoda, Insecta, Diptera, Culicidae. Gene Ontology annotation, molecular function: G protein-coupled receptor activity. The record is from RefSeq and is a predicted model, not a curated record. The transcript has 24 exons.